Molecule: messenger RNA, 312 nt
Organism: Rhizoctonia solani
Lineage: Eukaryota; Fungi; Basidiomycota; Agaricomycetes; Cantharellales; Ceratobasidiaceae
Product: Complex 1 protein (LYR family)
Exons: 5
Coding region: 1-312 (103 amino acids)
Biological process (GO): mitochondrial electron transport, NADH to ubiquinone
Source: RefSeq, a predicted model, not a curated record
AUGAGCAAUCCCUUCUCGUCCGCGCACCGCCUGCAUGUCAAGUCUCUCUAUAAACGGUACCUCAUUGAUGCGCUCAACUGGAACAUUCGUCGAGACCUGUGGAGGAAUAGAGCGAUUGAGAUUAGGGCCGAGUUUGAAAGGAACCGAAAUGUAACAGACCCCCGUGCAAUUGCUCAGAUUCUUGCUGAGGCUGAGGAGAGACUUGCUGCAAAGUCCCACCCGGACCCAUACAUCCAUGCCAUGUACCCAGGUGGAACUAAAUGGGAACGAAAUCUCCCGCCUCCGACGGAAAAGCCAGUCCCACACAUGUAG